CAAAUCAAUCUUCUUCUCCUCUCUAACCCAAUUCACUAGACUUUUGUAACUUGGAAGAUGUUGAAAAGGAAGCUCACGAGUCCCAAGAAAUCUAAUCCGUCGAAGAAGACGAAGAAGAACCCUAAAACCCAAUUUGAUGAUUCUCCACUUGAGGUCGUAGAAACCAAAUCAUGUGACCAACAGGAACGGAAGAACCUUAAGCGUACGGGUCCGAAGAAAUCUAAUCCGUCGAAGAAGAGAAAGCAGACGAAGAAGAACCCUAAAUCCCAAUUUGAUGAUUCUCCGGUUGAGGUCGUAGAAACCAAUGCUUGUGAGCAGCAGGAAACGGUUACAGACAUUGUUGUUGAAGAGGGUCCAUGGAAGAACCUUGAAAUUAUACUUUCGUUGCAGAGCAAAACUUUGGGCGUUAAAAAGAAGGUGGAGUUGGCUUUCAGUUUUGUUAAAGGUUAUGGAGGAGAAAAUGGGACUGACGAGGAUGAAGAAUGUCAAGCGGUUAAGAUAUCGCGGCUGAUUAUAUUUCUCAGCGACUGGAUCCAGUCUCUGUUGAUUACAGAGAAUAAUAUUAAAGUUAAGGUUGAUUUAGAUUCUGAACCAUAUAUGGACUUCAGGUGUUGGGAGAUCUUCAGGUUCUGCUUGAAGCAGUCAUCUAUCUUGGGAGUCUCUUUAAAUUUGUCAAGAAACCUUCUAAAGGCUAUUGGGUUUAUCACGAAAAAUGUUUUAUCUGCACUGGACAUGUCCUUGUCUUCGGAGGUUGACUUCUGGAAUGGUCAUGGUUUUGAAGUUUACAGUAUUGUGAUUGAUUGUCUAGGUUUGUUAUUUUCAUCGAAAAGUGGCAUGUCCAAUGACAAUGUAGACUUGUGGUUUUCAACUGUUGAACCAGUUCUGAAGCUCACACAUAAAGUUCUUGCAGAGAAUAUCAAGGAUAGUCUUGCUUAUAGAUAUGUCCUUCAAUUCUCUUGCUUGGUUCUUGAGCCAUUCUCUAAGUUCUUAAUGACUCAUCCAACUACGAAGAACGGGUUUUCUGAUUUUCUGGACAAGCUUUUUGAGCCAUUUUUGGAUGUGUUGGGUUUAUUAAAUCUCAGCGAGGACAAAAACAAGGAUUUGGAAAUAACUUUGAUGAGGUUGAUUGAAGAAAUAUUAUCUCUGGGUCUGUUUCAUUCAGCUCAUAUGGAUGGGUUCUUAGGCCUGGGCGGAUCGAAAAGGUAUUUACCAGAAUCGAAAGAGAACAAAACUAUUCUGAAAAGCUAUCAUCGGCAUUUUUUUACCAAGUUCAAAAACAUGCUGUUAAUGAAGAAGGAGUUGGAGCUGAGCUGUAUGGGGUCAUUGUUUAGGUUAUUUAUUUACAGAGUGAUGAAACAACAAAGAGAUCCAAAUCAGUUGCAGGAAGGCAUGACGACAAAGGCCUCAAAUGUGGGGCAAGCAGAAGAAAGGCCAUGGAAGCUGCAAGACACAGCGACAAACGAUAAUGUAUCUUCUGCAAAAAGUCAUUACUCAAGUUCCCUCCGCCUGGAGACACGAAAAUCACUUUUUGAGUUCUUCCUGCAUCUUAUGGAACCUAUAUUACUUGAGAUCAAUGGAUAUAAUCAAUCUGGCUCUGAAAUGGCUCCUUUAUUGGCUGAUUUUUGUUGUGCUAUUAAGUCAGCAAAUAGUUUGCUGUUCAACUUUGCUCAUGAGCGAAUAUAUGUGAAGACAGAGGAUGCAUCUGGAGGAGCUUGCUCUUGUUUUUUCAGGACGAUCUUCAAAACAAUAGUUUCAGUUGCUUCUGAAUUAAAAAAUCAUUAUCCAUAUGAUGAUGGGUCAGAGAUGCAUGUUUUGUUAGCCAAGGAGCUAGUAACCGCAAUAGGCUACCUGUUACAUAUUGAAUACGAAAUCAUUGAGAGUGAUUUAGUUACUUUGUGGCUAAUCAUUCUCUCUUUCCUGGAGUUUAGUACUUUGUCACCAGAGAAUUCAGAAGAUGACUGCCCGUUGACUUCAUUGUUACUUGCCCUUGGAUGCCAGCUGAUAAAUUUAUAUAGUGACCUCCGCCAGGUAAGUGUUGCUGUAUUUUCUCUGUGCAAAGCUGUAAGGCUUGUGAUACCUGUUGUGACACCUGCUGAUGGUAAUGAUGAUGAGAUGAUUGAUACCGAAGAGCUCCCACUAUCAACUGUGUUCCCUUUCCCUUUAGAAAGAAGUGAAAAAUCAGUGGAAAAGCUCUUGUCAUCUCAAGCUUUAAGACUUGCUAUACAUGGAGCUAUUAAAGUGAUACCAGAAGGCCAAGCAAGUGGUAGUAUCAAGAGCUUGACUACAGAUGUAUCAAAAACCAUGAAAUGGAUAAAACAAGUUUGUUGUUCAACAGGUGCUACAGAACAAGAUGGACAGGUGGCAGCAUUCUUGGCCGGAUCUUUGUCUGAUAUUUAUUCACUUAUUCUCGACUCACUAACUAUUACAACAGGGAAUAGUAACCUUGUUGGCCAGUCCAUGAAAGAUCUGUUGGAUCUCAUUAGUCCUUGCUUAACCCACCUGGUUUCUUCAGACUCAGAUUGCAUUGAAAAUUUCCUUUCUGCUGUCACCGGAAAAGGUUUGGAAAUUAUGAUGGCUGAAAAGAAGAUAAAGACCUACAGAAAUUCUGUGCGCUUGUUUAUCAUCUUCGUCUUGCGUAUUUACAUGUCUUCCAGAAGCUUAUAUAGGCAGGUGAUUAGUCUUAUGCCUCCGAAAAAAACAAAAGAUAUGGCUGGUAUUAAGGGCGACUCUGUUGCAGCUCGUUGCGGAAGCGAUUGGAUAAAAGAGAAAAGUUGGAAUUAUGAAGGCUAUUUUUCGUGGAUCUCCCAACCUUCUGCUUCCAUUGUUGACACUAUUAAACACAUUUCAGCUAUUUACCUUAAGGAUGACAGUGCAGAUUGCUCCUUGCUGAUAUAUAUAUUGUAUGGAGUCGCUCUUCAGAGACUUGUUGAUUUAAACAGCCACAUAAAAUCACUUGAUUAUGUGUCACAGAUAAGUGAUAAUCAGAUACAUGAUACAAUGCUCAAGCAUGUAUCAGUUCUUAAGCGUGAAGGAGAAGAGCUUACUGAUUUCCUUCUAGGCAACAACAUCAUAUCAGGAAAUGUUGGAACAUUUGAGACGAUAGAAGACACUGACCAGUGGGUUCUGAGGGUUUCCGGCAUCAACGGGAAGUGUUUGCCUACUAUGCGUUUGUGGAUUCUUAGCCAGCAUAUUGAUCUUUGGUGCCCCCAUGCAGGAAAAAAGAAAUUGAAGAAUUUCCUGUCUCAGCUAAUAGGUAGUUCCGUUCCUUGUAUAUUGAACGGAGUGGGUAUGUCUACUCUUGGCUGGGAGAAUAAUGUAGACAAGGGCACUCAAAAGAAGAAAAUAGGGUUGGAACAGUUCUCGUUAGGACUUCUAUUUGAUUCAGUACUGUAUGAGCACGAAUUUGUUCGCAGGUAUUUGGCCCCGAGUUUUUCUCACGUACUGAAAAUGACAGCAGAAACGUUUUUCAAGGAUAUUACUGAAGAAGUAAACUUUGAUUCUCCAUCAGAUUGGUCAGAGGUGUUAAUUUUGCUUGAAAGUUCAAUUGCUAACUUAUCUGGAAAGCUUCAAUCAGAAGCCUUUCUAGAGGCACAUGUGUCACAGCUGGACAAUCGGAAGUUCACAGCUUGUCAAAAUUUGCUAAAUCUUUUAGGUGUGAUGCCCAAGGAGUAUAUGAAUAAGAAGUCAUUCCAACUUUAUGCAAGUUAUGUUCUCGACCUUGAGAGGUUUAUAGUUUUUAGCAUGUUGAGAUGUUUGAACAAGCUGUCUCGGGGUGAUAUGCGAAACCUUUUCAGCCUUUUCAGUACUUGCAGAAAAACUUUGAAAAGUAUUACUAUGAUUUCUUGCGACAAGGUACUAGGAGCUACCAAGUUGCCUUUAUCUGAUAGUUCGUUGUUGGCUUCUUGGCUUUUCAAAUCAGCACAAGCUGUGGUUACUUGUCAAGUGAGAUUUAGGAAUGAUUUUACAGGAAAAGCAAGGAACACCCUCUUUUCUUUGAUGGAUCACACAUCAUAUAUGUUUCUCACCGUAAGUAAAUAUCAAUUCAGCAAGGCACUACCAUUGUCUGAUGAACAACUCAUUUCAUCAGAAAUUUCUGAGGGAACUGGACAAGGGAACCUUAUAAUUGAGAGCUUGACAGAACAGGCAGAAACUCUACUAAAAGCUUUGAGGGGUACCUUCAGAGAUGAGAAAACAGCCUUUAAGUGUGAGAGUCUGAUACUGAACAAGUUAACACCUAUAUUUUCUUGUUUUAGUGGGUUGUUGUGGGGAUUAGCAUCUGCAGUGAGUCACAGAGAUAUGCAGAAGAAUCAUCAGAACGCAAAACUGAGAUGGAAAUCAGAACAGUUCUCAAAGCUUUCCCUCAUUAUCCAUGUGCUUAGCAAUUUUUUUGAGGUUUUUGCACAGUGUAUGUUUCUUAGUGGUGAUGUGCAGCGAGAAAUCCAAACCAAUAUCAACUGGACCAGAUUGCUUGAUGGGACCGAGGGUUUAAAUGGUCUUGUGUGUGGUGACAUAGUAGAGACUAACGAUGUGAAAAAGAAAAUUAUUGAGAGCUUGAUAAAGGGUGAUUCUUCAGAAGUAGUAUUGGCACUCAGGCAUCUGUUAAUUGCUUCUGCUGCUAUUUUAAGGUUAAACCUACAGAUUGAUGGCAUUACCUUCUCACCUACAUUUGUCUCUGUUCUCACGAACAUAUCGAAUGAUCUACUGUCUGUAUUCGCUGACAUGAGCGAGGCACCACUUGAAUUCUCAUUUAUUUGGUUGGAUGGUGCAGUGAAAGUUGUAGAAGAAUUAGGGAGCCAAUUCUGCUUAUCUAAUCCUACAUUAAACAUAGAUCUGUACUCAAAGUUGAUUGAGUUGCACCUGAAGGUGAUUGGGAAAUGCAUAUCACUACAAGGAAAAGAGGCUACCUUGGAAUCUCAUGAGACAGGAUUUGGUACUAAUGCAAUCCAUGCUAAGCUAGUGCUAUCAGAAAAAAACCGGUCUCAUAGAUUGCAUUGGUUGGAUGAAUUAAAACAGAGGCUUAGGAUGUCAUUUAAAGUGUUUAUACAAAGUUCCUCAGAGUUACACUUAUUGUCUGGAGUACAGGCUAUAGAAAGAGCAUUGGUUGGAGUAUGGGAAGUCUGCCCAGCUAUCUAUAGCAUACAGACUGGAAAUAGAGACGGAGGCAGAAUUUCUGAAACUGUUGCUGCUGGUCUUGACUGUCUGGAUCUAAUUCUGGAACAUGCCACAGGUCGCAAACGUUUGAAUGUGGUUAAAAGGCACAUUCAAGGCUUACUGUCUGCAGUGUUUGGUAUAAUGGCUCACAUGCAGAGUCCAUUUAUUUUCUUCACAAAUGCAGUCGUCGGCAACCAGGGUUCCAAUUCUCCGGAUUCUGGGUCAGUCAUUCUCAUGUGUGUCGAAGUCUUAAUAAGAAUAGCAGGGAAACACGCUUUGUUUCGGAUGGAUUCAUCGCACAUAAGCCAAUCCAUACAUAUACCCGGAGCAAUUUUUCUUGAUUACCUCCAGGCAACAAGGGUGGGAUUCUCGGUUUUGGAUGGAAAUUUGUUAUCUAAGGAUGAUCAGCAACAAGAUCUUUUAGGAAGCUCAAAAGAUCUUCAAGUAGACAAGAAAUUCUCAGUGAGUCUGUAUGCUGCUUGCUGCCGACUACUAUAUACAGCUGUUAAGCAUCAUAAGAGUGAAACUGAGGGGUCCAUUGCUACACUCCAAGAAUCUGUUUCUGCGCUUCUUCAUAGUCUGGAGACAGCAGGAAAAAAAUUGGGUAAUUGUGUUUCAUGGGAAGUGGAAGAGGGAAUUAGAUGUGCUUGUUUCCUCCGGAGGAUCUAUGAAGAGCUAAGACAGCAGAAGGAGGUCUUUGGACAGCAUUGUUUUAAGUUCUUGUCAACUUACAUAUGGGUUUCUUCCGGAAAUGGACCUCUUAAGACGGGUCUCGAAAGGGAGGUAGAUGAAGCUUUAAGGCCUGGUGUGUAUGCUCUUAUAGACUCUUGCUCACCUAACGAUCUUCAAUAUCUCCAUACAGUAUUUGGUGAAGGUCCUUGUAGAAACUCUCUAGCAACCCUGCAACAAGACUACAAGUUGAAUUUCAAGUAUGGAGGAAAAGUCUAGAAAAACUUGCAAUUAUUUUUCUACUUCUCAUGUUGCGGGAGACUCUUUGGGGCUGGGGGCAAUGGGAUUUGCUCUCUUUUUGAAGUUGUAAAGUUGGGCAUUCUCUAAGACCAGACAAUGGUCACUUUUGUUCUUAUUGUAUUCCUUCGUGAAAAUACAAUAAAAAUCCAAACCCCAU
This is a messenger RNA of Arabidopsis arenosa, 6277 nucleotides long. The record is from the annotation of a GenBank genome assembly. Lineage: Eukaryota; Viridiplantae; Streptophyta; Magnoliopsida; Brassicales; Brassicaceae.